Molecule: messenger RNA, 1439 nt
Organism: Dicentrarchus labrax (European seabass)
Lineage: Eukaryota; Metazoa; Chordata; Actinopteri; Moronidae
Gene: dcun1d5
Product: DCN1, defective in cullin neddylation 1, domain containing 5 (S. cerevisiae)
Exons: 10
Coding region: 252-971 (239 amino acids)
Biological process (GO): protein neddylation; positive regulation of ubiquitin-protein transferase activity
Cellular component (GO): ubiquitin ligase complex
Molecular function (GO): cullin family protein binding; ubiquitin-like protein binding; ubiquitin conjugating enzyme binding
Source: RefSeq, a predicted model, not a curated record
CCCCUCGACUUGGGACAGUUUAUUUCUCAGUACACCCCUAUAAAGCGGUGGUAUCGUCCACGCCCCGGAAACGCCGGCGAGCAGUAGAAGUGAUCUGACAGCCGACUGCUAACUGCUAACCGCUAACCGCUAACUGUAGAAAGAAGAAUCCAGGCCGUUGGGCAGACAGCAGCGCAGUAUCUGAAACACUGGACAAGCUCAAUCUCUUAGAUUUGAAUGGACAAGGCAGCCAGAAGUACACAGCCCAGCUAAUGAAGCCCAUUAAAGGUUCAGUGAUGCCUGUGAAGAAGAAGAGGAAGCUCCCUGAUGCAGAUGACAAUGAGCGCAAGUGUAAAAUCACAAGUUUCACCCGACCUCAGAUCCGUGGUGCCAGGCCGAUCGCUGAGAAGUUAUUCUCCAAUAAGAAGUGCCUGGCCUGGUUCCACGAGUAUGCCGGUGCUGACAAAGUGGUCGGUCCGGAGGCCAUGGAGAAGUUCUGUGAAGACAUUGGUGUGGAACCAGAGAAUAUUAUCAUGUUAGUCUUAGCCUGGCAUCUAGAAGCAGCAAAUAUGGGGUUCUUCACAAAAGACGAGUGGCUCAGGGGAAUGACGUUAUUACAGUGUGACUGUACAGAGAGGUUACAGAGCAAACUGGAUUAUCUGCGCAAUGAGCUGAAUGACACUGUAGCCUUCAAAAACAUCUACAGAUAUGCUUUUGACUUCGCCAGAGAUAAGGACCAGAGGAGUUUGGAUAUGGAUACAGCUAAAUCCAUGCUGGCCUUGCUGCUGGGGAGAACAUGGCCCCUUUUCCCAGUCUUCCACCAGUUCCUGGAGCAGUCCAAGUACAAGGGGAUGAAUAAGGACCAGUGGUAUAACGUUCUGGAGUUCAGCAGGACCAUCAACACAGACCUCAGUAACUAUGAUGAAGACGGAGCUUGGCCAGUGCUGCUAGACGAGUUUGUGGAGUGGCAGAAAACUUGGUCGUCAUCGUAGCAGACGACGUCACAACACCAAAAAGGAGAAAGAGGGAGAGAGAGAGAAAACAAAAACCACAAACACAGGAAGAAUCUCUUUAUCGUUUCAGAAAAAGGAAAACUGCAGAUCUAACCAACACCUUGAUAGACUCAAACAAUUGUCACACUCACACAAACCCAAACCAAUAUGGACUACAGAAUCCUCCAUGUGGACUCUGGGUACACACACAUCCCAUCAGAGAUCGUCUCUGUGCAUCGUCAGCCAGCUGUGGUCAAGAAGCCUUUCUCUCACUGAGUAGACUUUUUAUAGUGGUAAUUUGGAGAAAAGGAAAUGGGGGGGGGGGGGAGUUCUUAAAAUAAGAAUACAAACAAAAAAAAUGAACAGAGCGAAGAGCUGUGGAAUUUAUGUUUUCUGGAUAAUUAUUUUUUUCCCAUUUUGUGUCUUGUUUGUAGAUGUUUUCACAGUAAUAAAAAGGAAAUGAAAGUA